UAUUUUAGAAAAUAAUAUUUCCUGGUCAUAUAUUCGUUGGGUCGCAAAUAAAUCCAUCACAGCAUAUGCCUAUUAUGAAGGCGUUACUAGGUGCUCACGAUGAAAUAGGACUAAUAUAUGAUUGUCACCAUAACCAUUUUGAGAAAUCUGUAGAAAAAUUUGAUCUUCUUUCGUAUCCUAAAAACUAUUACCUUUUCUCUUCUGAAAUACUUUCUGGUAAAAUGCCAGUGGAAGCAAUGCGAAUAGUUGGGCUUCGACGUGUUGAAAACAAACCUUUAGGAUUUACCGUUGAAGUUAAUCCGCAAAAGCUAUUGGUAGUUGCGCGUAUUCUUUCGGGCGGAAUUAUUGAGAAACAAGGCCUCUUGCACCCGGGCGACGUGAUACUAGAGAUUAAUGGAAAUCGAGUUAAUACUCCAGAAGCUUUGCAAAUUGAAGUAUCUCGGGCUAAAGAAAAUCUUACUCUAAAAGUUGCACCACAUGCAGAUGAGAUUGUUGGAGAAUGCUCUAUUUCGAACUAUGAUACUACUGAAAGGCCAGGAAAAAAAUUGAUGUGCUUUAUGCGAGCUUUAUUCGAUUAUAAUCCAUUGGAGGACUCGCUGCUGCCUUGCAAAGAUAUUGGAUUGCCUUUUAAAUCGGGUGACAUUUUACAGAUAGUAAGUGUAAAAGAUCCGAAUUGGUGGCAAGCAAAAAAUACGCAUGAACAAUCUGAACGAAUUGGUCUGAUACCUUCACAGGAAUUAGAAGAACGACGUAAAGCUUUCGUAGUACCUGAAGCUGAUUUUGCCCACAAGAUUGGUUUAUGUGGAACCCGGGUAAGGCUUAUAUUUUGUUAUCUGAAAGGUUCGGUUUCUAAACGUAAGAAAACAACGAUGUACAAAUCCAUAGCAAACUGUGAAUUUGAUAAAGCCGAUUUGAUGUUGUAUGAGGAAGUAACUAAAAUGCCGCCGUUUCGAAGGAAAACUCUUGUUUUGAUUGGUGUUCCAGGAGUUGGUAGACGCACCUUGAAAACUCGCCUUGUCAAUAGUGAUUCGGAACGCUUCGGCUUUGUUUUACCACAUACAACGAGGCCAAAACGAAGUCUGGAGGAAACCGGUAACGGUUACUAUUUUACUAAUCGAGAACUAAUGGAAGAACAAAUAAAACGAAAUGAAUUUCUUGAGUAUGGUGAACACAAUGGACAUUUAUACGGCUUGCAUUUGGACUCUGUGAAGGAAGUAAUAAGAAGUGGACGCAUGUGUAUUUUAGACUGUGCUCCGAGCACUUUGAAAUUCUUGCAUAACAGUCAAGAAUUAAUGCCGUUCGUUAUUUUUAUCGCGGCACCAGGAAUGGAACAACUUCGACACAUAUAUUCAGAGAGACGUGCCACAGGUUCUACUAAAAAUUUAAUG
Rhagoletis pomonella (apple maggot) is the source of this 1388-nucleotide messenger RNA. RefSeq names its product MAGUK p55 subfamily member 6 (gene vari). Lineage: Eukaryota; Metazoa; Arthropoda; Insecta; Diptera; Tephritidae. The record is from RefSeq and is a predicted model, not a curated record. Gene Ontology annotation, molecular function: protein binding. Gene Ontology annotation, cellular component: plasma membrane; cell-cell junction.